Aspergillus fijiensis CBS 313.89 is the source of this 1300-nucleotide messenger RNA. RefSeq names its product autophagy protein 5. Bases 269 to 1294 code for a protein of 341 amino acids. Lineage: Eukaryota; Fungi; Ascomycota; Eurotiomycetes; Eurotiales; Aspergillaceae. Gene Ontology annotation, biological process: cellular response to nitrogen starvation; autophagy of mitochondrion; autophagosome assembly. Gene Ontology annotation, cellular component: phagophore assembly site membrane; cytoplasm; Atg12-Atg5-Atg16 complex. The record is from RefSeq and is a predicted model, not a curated record. The transcript is spliced from 4 exons.
AUCACUUUCGCUUCGAUCUACACGAGGCUACAUGUUUUCUGGUUUUUGUGCAAAUCAAUAGACUUGAACCUCCCGGGCAGGAUCUUGCUCUAUCUCGAAACAUCACCAGCAUCUGCUGAACGGCCAUGCGUCGACUCUGCGGGGUAAAACACCGUUGUUAGUCGAUUGGGCGCUGUAGUCCCGUCCCGUACGGCCUGCCUCUUGGUUUGGAUGAAUCAUCAAUACCUAGAUCUAAAAAGCCAAAGAGCGCGAUACAUACCCACCAAGCAUGGAUCCCAAAGCAUCAUCACCGUCAUCAUCAUCAUCGUCAUCACUCAGCAGUAUCCAGAAAGCCGUCUGGGACGGCAAACUGCCGCUGCACAUUACCCUGGCCCCGUCCGAAAGCCGGACCUUUGACCAGACGGACCCGUAUCUUAUCGCCCACCCGCGCCUCGCGUACCUCCCCUCUCUCCUGCCCCGACUGCGGGACUUCUUUGCAUCGGCCCUCAUCCACCCCACCUCCCGCCCGCAUGAAGGCUGGUUCUCCUUCGAGGGCGUCCCCCUGAAAUGGCACUACCCCGUCGGACUCCUGUAUGACCUCUACGCGGGCGCCGACCCGGCCUCUAAGGGUGGUGGUGGUGGUGGUGGUUCCCCCUCCGCCGCUGACGAAGACGCGGACCCCCUUCCCUGGCGGCUGACCGUGCAUUUCAGCGACUGGCCCGACGAGGAGCUGGUGCGGCUCGACGCCGACGGGAUGGUCAUGCACGACGCGUUCAUCAACAGCGUCAAGGAGGCGGAUUUCCUGCGCAACGGCACGGCCAAGGGGAUCAUGGCGCUGUCGAAGGAGGAUUCCGCGGGGCUGUGGACGGCGGUGAGAGAUGUGGACCUCCCCUCCUUCCAACGGAUAUCCAACAUCCUCCUCCCACCGCCCAACCAACCCUUCCGCAACGUCCCCGUCCGCUUCUUCCUGCCGUUGCCCCCGGACUCCGACUCCCCCUCGUUGAAGGUCGUCCAGUCGCCCAUUCCGCCGGUGAUCGCCCCGUCGUCGGCAUCGUCCGCGGCCGCGUCGACGAUGAGUAUCGCCGCGAGUCAGUCGAUGAUGGCCGCCGCGCGGGCAUCGCCGCAGAUCCAGACGGUCGGGUCGGCGCUGCAUGCGCUGCUGCCGAAUCUGUUUCCCAGUCGCAGGACGCCCGUGCUGGCGAAGCCGGUGCUCCAUGGGGCGGCGGUGCCGAUGGCGGCGCCGGUGGAGGAGCUGGUGCGGUGUUCGGCGUAUGGCGAUGGGUGGGUUUAUGUUGUGGUGCGGAUGAUGGGGUAGGUUUGG